Prorocentrum cordatum is the source of this 936-nucleotide messenger RNA. The record is from the annotation of a GenBank genome assembly. NCBI's taxonomy places the organism in Eukaryota, Dinophyceae, Prorocentrales, Prorocentraceae.
GCCGCGGCGACGACGAGCCAGUGGAAGGCUGGCGCCGCCUCCCGCCUGUGCCGAUCCCGCGGCAGCAGGGCGACGAUGAUCGGCUUCGAGAUCCUCGCUCACGUGAGAAAGUUGCCAAGUAAGGCUGUCGGGUUAAUCGGGCUGUUCCCCAGAGGCGACGCGCCACAAUCGCCGGAGGCUGGUGCGGGACGAGAUGUGCUGACGCUACCAGUAAGGGAGCUGGCGCCUGUACUGGCCUGCGAACGUAUGAAGACAGCGAAGAGUGUGCUGAGUGGCGAUGGGUCCCCUGUCAAUUCGGCGUCGUGGACAGAGUUGCAGUGGCAGGGGGCCCAGGAGAUGACGAUCCAUGUGUGGGUUUUCCUCAGCAUCAUGGGUCUUAACUAUUUUUAUCUCGGCCACCUGAGCAAGGGCUGCUGGGGGUCUGCAGGGGCCUGCUCCCAGGCCCAGCUCGCUAGCCUACAUGUGAUCGGUGAGACGGUCGAGUGGCGCGUCGGGAGCGUUCUGGAGGAGGUCGAGAUGCCUUAUUGGCCGCAGGAGUUGAUGAAGAGCAGGACCUGCUGCAAGAUGGAUGAGGACUGCCGAGCUCUGCCGCUCGACCUCAAGGAGCGCUGGAGCCAGUAUGUCGGGGCCGACCUGGGGGAGUUGUCGACUAAACCCGAGGUCUCCUUGCUGUCCGAGGCAGAGUGGCCGUCCAAGCCCUCCAGGGCGAAGGCCAACGUCGAGCGCGUCGAGGACGGGUGGUUCAUCGCCGUGAAGCUGGUGGAGCUGGGACUGUUGAAGCCCAUCGCUGCUGAGCAGAUUUUCCAGGCUCAGGGCAAGCGGGUGACCGAAGGGCUCUUCGCAGUCACGAAGAGUGGCAGCCCAGGCCCAGGGGCUGCGAGGGUGACAAGGUUGAUAUCCAACUUGGCGCCCACCAACGCUUACCUGCGCCCGCUG